Messenger RNA from Aspergillus sclerotioniger CBS 115572, 1100 nucleotides. Its product is annotated as orotate phosphoribosyltransferase. Gene Ontology annotation, cellular component: cytoplasm. Gene Ontology annotation, biological process: pyrimidine nucleotide biosynthetic process; 'de novo' pyrimidine nucleobase biosynthetic process; pyrimidine ribonucleoside biosynthetic process. The record is from RefSeq and is a predicted model, not a curated record. NCBI's taxonomy places the organism in Eukaryota, Fungi, Ascomycota, Eurotiomycetes, Eurotiales, Aspergillaceae. The coding region runs from base 202 to 1014 and encodes 270 amino acids. Gene Ontology annotation, molecular function: orotate phosphoribosyltransferase activity. The transcript has a single exon.
CCACCAGUGAGAUGUUUACAACAACCAAAUGAUAAUAUCUGCCUCAGGCAUAAGGAUACGAUAAGAUAAGACGACUGCAUCCGGACUAGUGCGGGGGCUGAGUCAGCAUCUGGAGGCCCGACUUUUUUGUCCUCAUUUCGAAUUGAUCCAUUUCUUCCCCGCAAACCGUGUCUGUCUCCCUCAUACACCUCAUACCUCACCAUGGCUCUCCCCGCCCACAAGAUCUCCUUCUUGGAGUCCUGCCUCUCCGCCAAUGUCCUGAAAUUCGGCACCUUCACCCUCAAGUCUGGUCGCCGUAUGUCCCCGCAGCACCCACCCCCCUACACCAACACUGACCUUAUAGAAUCCCCCUACUUCUUCAACGCCGGCAUCUUCAACACUGCUUCCCUGCUGUCCGCCCUCUCCACCGCCUACGCCCACACCAUCAUCGCCUUCCUCGCCGAGAACCCCUCUAUCCCCAAGCCCGACAUCAUCUUCGGGUAUUGCCCCUUUCCCGUGAAUUUAUCCCCCCCAACUAACCUCUCUAGACCCGCCUACAAGGGCAUUCCCCUCGCCUGCGCCACCCUCCUCGAACUCAACCGCAUCGACCCCGCCACCUGGGGCAGCGUCUGCUACAGCUACAACCGCAAGGAAGCCAAGGACCACGGCGAGGGCGGCAACAUUGUCGGCGCGGCGCUCAAGGACAAGACGGUGCUGGUGAUCGAUGAUGUGAUCACGGCGGGCACGGCCAUGCGCGAGACCCUGAACCUGGUGGCCCAGCAAGGCGGCAAGGUGGUUGGAUUCGCGGUGGCUUUGGAUCGCUUGGAGAAGAUGCCGGGCCCCAAGGACGCAAACGGCGUGGAGGACGACGCUCCCCGGAUGAGCGCGAUGGGACAAAUCCGCAAGGAGUAUGGCGUGCCCACGACGAGUAUCGUCACUCUGGAUGACUUGAUCAAGUUGAUGAAGGAAAAGGGCAACGAGGAGGAUAUGAAGCGCUUGGAGCAGUACCGGGCCAAGUACCAGGCUAGUGAUUAGAUAGAUCCAGGGAGCCACGUGAAAUGAAAACUUUGUAUAGACGGUUCUGGCCCUGGGCAGAAACCGGUCUCGGGCCGUGAUGUGUC